AUGACGGCUAUGCAGUAUGACCUUACAUGUGAUUGGCUCACACGUUCAUGUCCCUAUGAAGUGGUUGUUUUCACUGAAAUUCAGUGGGGACUUGGGCGGCAAGACGCCACGUGGGAAAUCGCUGGAUGGGCUUUUGUGGUGACGGCAGAUCCGGACAACAGAUACAGUGGGGUUGCCAUUGCCAUAUCAUCCCGAGUGGCGACCGCGUCGCAGAUCACGUUCUGCUCGUGGGUGCCAGGCCGCAUUCUUCAUGUUAAGUGCGAGGGCCAGCAAGUCACGUUAGAUAUAAUUGGCCUCUAUCAAUGGGUGAAGAGGGAUGAUCACAAGCUCGUUAAUGAGGCGCGCAGGUCUUCUUUCUGGACGCAACUAGGCAGACUGCUCAGCAAGCUUCCCCUGCGUAAUCUUCUGGUUUUGCUGGGGGAUUGGAACACGCCGGUGGAGCACCUGCCUGGGCUAGUUGGACGUGGCGUGCUUCGGUCAGCCACCAGAGGCGCAGAUGAGGACUUGCAACAACUCCUGCAGGUUCACCGGCUAGUGAUGCUGAACACAUGGGGUAGGGCACAGGCCUCUACUGCAUUUACUUUUCAGAAUGGUACUGUUCGGUCGCAGAUUGAUUUCAUUGCUGUUCGGAAGGAAGCUGCAGACACAAUUGCGCGCAGAGCCGCGCCCAGUCCACUGGAUUUGAUGCCUGGGAAGAUGGGACCGAGGCACAGGCCAGUCUGUGACUGCAUCCGACAACAGGGGCCUGCACUGAUUGAGCUGCGGCAACAGGUUGCAAGUAUUUUCCGGGCCUAUGCCAGUUUCUCUCGUCAAUGGCGUGCUCUGCGCGCGGCUAGUCGCACAGAGAGGCGGCAAUGGUUGCAAGAGCAGAUUGCCCUGGCCCAGGAUCAGGUUCGAAUUAGGACCCCGGAAGGUCACCUCCUUAGCCUUAAGCAGCAAUAUGAUUCUAUCUAUGACUACUUUGCAACGGCCUUCGGACCCUUCGACCACGCAAAGCUGUCCCGCCUGGAUGUCCGCCGGCAGAAAUUUGGCAGCUCCAACCAGAUGCCUCAGCUGAUUUUCUCCAGCGCGUCUUACAUGCUGCGUGUACCAGUGGUAGGCCUUCAAGAUCCGGCUGCUAAGCUGCUUGCAAGUGCUGUAAAGAGUAGAGUACAGGCCACUGUCCUGCCGUGGUUGAUGCAGCAUCCGCAAUUUGCCUAUUGCAAGGGCAAGUCUCUGGAUGAGGCCAUCACCAGAGCAGCUGAUCACUGCAAGGCAGUACGCGACGAGCUUAAGUCGGCUCAGGUUAGUGUCCAGGCUCGUAGGUGGGCGCUUGUUGCCAGCCUGUUGCAUGCCAAGGUGGAGGCUUCACUUAUUGAUAUCAUAGUGGCCAUCCAUGAGGGGUGCACUUAUCAUGUUACGCAUGCGCAGCACACCGGCUGGGCUUUCAAUGGAGCUCCACACAUCAUACUGCCUUCGCUGACGAUAAUUUGGUUCAAUGGCGGAUCAGGUCUUUUGAUCCGGGUGCAAGGAAAUGUGGCGAAAGGACAUGCAACUUUCGUCUGCGAGCUGCCAAGCUUGUGCGCCAGCGUCUUUUGCGCGUUUUGCACUCCCGUGGCCUUCGUGACAGAGUUCGUCUUCAGCUUCACGGUGCUUGUGUCAGGAGCGGCUGAUGCACGGUUUGUCAGAGCAAUUGCUCGGGAUCCUGUGCACCUGACCAGGAGACACAUGGCGACCACGGCGGAGGAAAACCAGCCUACGACAGCUGCACAGGAGAUGCUUUCAGUCCUCGGCCUGGCCAAACAUGCCAUGACCGGGAAUCCCGAAGACCCGUGGGCCCGACGGGAACCCACUGCGUCGCUGGAAGAAGAUGCAUCGAGGGCCUCGAAGUGGCCCAAGCAGCAGUCAAAGGGCCACACGGGCAAGGGGCAGGCAUGGGAUCAGUGGCGUCCUCACGGCCAGGACUGGUUCCAGAAGGACGAGUCGACUGCUACGGUGGACCAGGCGACGCAGCAGGUGAUUACGGCCCUGGUGAAGAUGGCCAUUCGGCACGAGGAGGAGCUUGCCAAGAUCCGCAUCGAUACCACGAUGAUCUUUUAUUUGGACACAGGGUCGGCGGGCAUCCUUCCGCUGAUACGCCAGAUGGCCGAGGCAUGGUCGACCGAGUUCGAGGCAGGGAAGGUGACAUCGCCGCUGAAGGUGGUCCUUCUCUUGGGCAUUUUCCAGGAGGUGAGCACCAGGAUCACAUCCAUUCUCCAGGACGAGGAGAAGCACCAGAAGGCGCUGGAGUGGGCCUGGCUCCAAGCCGGGGCCACGGCGUUGGAUCCCCUAUGGACCUACUUUCAGUGGAACACCACAGCCAGAAAACAGGAGCCCAGUCCACUCCCUCCCAUCAAGAACAGCGAGGUCCGGAAGCACCUGGACUACCUGACCCACCAUCUGUCCGAUGCCAACAUCCUCACCCGGUUCAAGGCCACGAGAAGAAUGUCAAGCACGGAUCGCUACGCCAGUGCAGUCUUGCCGUUUUUCUGCGCCCUAAGCCUGAGAGGCGAGAUUGCCACCGCCUGCCAUACGGCUAUCAGGGCACUGGUCAACUGCUCGGCGCUGAAGACGGUGGGCUUGCGGAUCAAGCCUGCUCGGGGGGAAAGACAACCCCUAGCAGCGGAGCUGGAGAAGGCCUACCUCGAGGUGCCCUACACGCAGUGGCAGGCGCGCGAGCAGAGCUGGAAGCGGACGGAUCGCCGAGCGCAGCGAGAGGGCGGCAAAGCGAGCGAGGGGGCCGAGCAAGGCCAGCAGGAGAUGGAUGCGUGGCUACCUCAGUUCAGGUUUGGGGAAUGGGCUGCGCGCCUGACGAACCCACAUGUGGUUACUGAUUCAGGGAGUGGCCCAAGCAUAGGUAUGGUGAUUGCCCUGCAGCUUCCUAAGGGAGUGUAUGUGGAGAUGCUAGAGGAAUGGCUUCUGCUCCAGGCCUACUCCGGUCUAUGGCGUGAGAUGGGGCAGGACAAACUACCGCCCGCGCUCUCCAUGGCAGUGCGAAAUGACAUUAUACAUGCUGCCGUAACUGCGCUGGAGCCGGAGCUAUGCGCUGUCUUCCUGGACUAUGCAGAAAGGCUGCAAAAGGAACUACCGCGGUAUGCUGCCACCUCGUUUCCGCUGCCGUGCGCACUACCCUCACAACCGUCUUCCGCGGAGUGCAUCGCUCAUGCCUUGUUGGGGCAGGGCCAUGGCUCUCUCUGGACCAGCGCCAGACAGGUCGCAGCCGAGCUCUCAUACCACACGGUGCACAGGGCCAUUGGUACCCACCUCUCUUUCAGUGUCGGAGCCUAUGGACACCGUGGCUUCGUGGGGAUGCUGAAACAGACCGGGACACAUCAGUCUGUUUGUCGACUGCUGAAUGCUCUGGUCACCCAGAUUUAUCCUGCUCAUGUCUGGACCACUGUCACAGUGAAUGUCGAUCUGCAGGCGCCGACACACAUUGAUGUGGCAAAUGCUUCGUAUGCCAGCCUGCUACUGGGGCUGUCGCACUUUGAUGAUGGUACCCUCUGGGCCGAGAACGAGUCAGGCCUCCUGAAGGAGUUGGCCACCCAUUGGGGAGGGUUCUUCGCUUUGCUUGGUUCCUUUAGGUUCCCGCCUGCAUCUGCCUUUCCAGUAGGUCGCAGCAGCUGUGCCUUUGAUGUGAAAGCAUCAUUCAGAGGGGCCAAUGCUGAGUACCCAGAGGACGUGGCCUCACAGCGUACUGGCGAGCGUUAUAAGUACGCGUACCGGGUCAGCCUUUUUCAGUGGUGCUUUUAUUUACAUUGGAAUUUGGCACAGUCGCGAAG
This is a messenger RNA of Symbiodinium necroappetens, 3800 nucleotides long. NCBI's taxonomy places the organism in Eukaryota, Dinophyceae, Suessiales, Symbiodiniaceae. The record is from the annotation of a GenBank genome assembly.